UUGACUCUUAACCUCUGCAUAUUGUAGUUUAGUUUCAUUCUAUGCAAUGUUUUUCUACCACUCAUAAUGUAGCUAAUUGAUGGUUGCAAAUUCAAGCAUGAAGACUUUUCACCAUUACAUUCAUAUUUCUUGUAAUCCUUGAGCUAGAAAUACCAGUAAGGUAUAAUACAAGAAAGUGGUUUAAUAAAUCUCUAAUUAGUAAUGCAAAGUGCUAGAAAUUGUAGCCUAGAAGUUAAACAAAACAAAACAUGGGCUGAAAUUUACCAUUUCCUUCAUUCUCUAACUGUCAAUAAUAUUUUACAUGUGAUUGAAUUGUUGACGACCCCAAAUUUUUAGGACUAAAGCUUGGUUGUUGUUGUUAUUGUGUGUUGGUAAUAUUUUAGAAUUUAAGUUGAAUCAUCGUUUUCAUAACGUUAGCAAAGAUGGCAGAUCUGUGACAUUCAACCACAAUUUGGGGUCUGAAAUGUUGAAAUAACUUAGUGUUCUGGAUUUUAUCAGGUUACUGUCACGAUUUCUUUUUCCUGUAUCUUGAAUAGUCAAAACCUGAUGGAUGAACAAGAAGCUGAAAACAGCAUCUUUUUGGGAUUAAAUUUCCUGGAAUAGAGCCUUUUGGUAGGUCAGACAGUUGGAUAGGCUUCAAUUUUCAUCAGCAUAAACCAUAGCCCUCCAAAUUUAUUGCUACAGCAUAUAAUAGUAAGUACCGAGUAUGACAGAUCAACUGAACUUGAUCUUGAAAACCUUUUACUCAUAAGACAGUGGCACGAGGCUGGACUGAUUAAUGUCUAUAUUCCAUUCUGCACCGAACUGGAAUUAGUGUUUGCCGGGCAAUAAUUUUGUGCAAUUUUACUAUUGAUGAGUCCAAACACAAGUACGGACAGGUCCUACAGUAUGGUUGGGUCAUUGAGUAUGACAUGCCUUCUAGCUUUACAUGGAACAUAGCAAGCAUGGGCUGCUAUCUAAUUAAUCCAGAGGGACCCAUAUGGCUCCCAUCAUAUCUCUACAAGUCAGUAAAUUGGCCAAAUUGUUUUUAAUGCCAAACCAUAACCACACCACAAAUUUCAAGUCAACUUUUUACCAUUGCAAAUCGCCAUAUCUAACCAUAUUGUCUAGAGCACUGCUGCUCCAGUGACUCCAGUCUCACUCAUUUUGUAAUAAUUGAGUCAUAAUUUUUCCCUAUCUGGGCCAUCCAAAUCAAUCAUAUAAUGAAGAUGGAUCACACAGUCCUUAAGUUAAGGCCAAUAUCUGAUGUUUCUAGCGAUCUUACUGUCGAAGUGGGAGCCUCAAGCUUCGCACUUCAUAAGUUCCCCCUAGUUUCUCGGAGUGGAAGAAUACGAAAAUUGUUGUUGGAAGCAAAAGAAUCAAAAGUUACACGCAUAAAUGUCCUUGCUGUUCCUGGUGGACCAGAGGCAUUUGAGCUAGCUGCAAAGUUUUGUUAUGGAGUAAAUGUUGAGAUUACACUCUCAAAUGUGGCUAUGCUACGUUGUACAGCUCAUUUCCUGGAAAUGACUGAGGAGUUUUCAGACAAAAACCUGGAAAGUCGAACUGAGGCAUAUCUAAAGGAGAUGGUGCUCCCAAAUAUAUCAAGCUCAAUAACUGUUCUUCACCGAUGUGAAAGCCUAUUGCCUAUAGCAGAAGAGGUCAACCUAGUUAGCAGGCUUAUCAAUGCAAUUGCAAGUAAUGCAUGCAAAGAGCAGCUUACCUCUGGAUUAUUAAAGCUUGACCAUAACUUCCCUGCAAAAACUAUACCAAACAUGGAACCAGAAACACCGGCAGACUGGUGGGGAAAAUCACUCACAAUGCUUAAUCUUGAUUUCUUCCAACGGGUUCUGACUGCAGUAAAAUCCAAGGGUCUAAAACAGGAUAUGAUUUGCAAAAUUUUGAUAAACUAUGCCCAUAAUUCUCUUCAAGGACUUGUUGCCAAGGACCCCCACCUGGUCAAAGGAAGUCUCUUGGAUUUGGAAUUGCAGAAGAAGCAAAGAGUCAUUGCUGAAGCAAUAAUUAGCUUACUACCAACACAAUCAAGGAAGAGUCAAGUUCCAAUGGCAUUUCUUUCAAGUUUGUUGAAAACAGCAAUAGCAGCAUCAGCAUCUACUUCCUGCAGAUCGGAUUUGGAGAGGCGAAUUGGUCUGCAACUGGACCAGGCAAUUCUUGAAGACAUCCUAAUUCCUGCAAAUUCACAUGGAAAUAACCACAGCACACUUUAUGAUGCAGAUUCAAUUGUGAGGAUAUUCUCUAUUUUUCUGAACUUGGAUGAGGAUGACGAUGAAGAUAAUAAUCACUUGAGGGAUGAAAGUGAAAUGGUAUAUGAUUUUGACAGCCCUGGAUCUCCUAAACAGAGUUCAAUUCUCAAGGUAUCAAAGUUACUGGACAAUUAUCUUGCUGAAGUUGCACUAGACUCAAACUUGACACCGACAAAGUUCAUAGCACUAGCAGAACUGCUUCCAGAUCAUGCACGUGUAGUUAGUGAUGGAUUGUACAGAGCUGUGGAUAUCUUCCUAAAAGUUCAUCCAAAUAUGAAGGACCCUGAACGCUACAGACUUUGUAAAACAAUUGACUGCCAGAAACUAUCCCAAGAAGCUUGCAGUCAUGCAGCACAAAAUGAAAGGUUACCAGUGCAAAUGGCGGUCCAAGUCCUUUACUUUGAGCAAAUCAGGCUUCGGAAUGCUAUGAAUGGGGGUCAUAACCAAUUCUUCUUUGGUACAAUCAAUGGUCAAUUCCCACAACGUUCAGGCAGUGGUGCUGGAAGUGGAGCCAUCUCACCAAGAGACAAUUAUGCAUCAGUGAGAAGAGAGAACCGAGAGUUGAAGCUUGAAGUUGCAAGAAUGAGAAUGAGGCUAACGGACUUAGAGAAGGAUCAUGUGUCUAUGAAACAGGAGCUUGUAAAAACCCAUCCUGCCAACAAGCUAUUUAAAUCAUUCACCAAAAAAUUAAGCAAGCUCAAUUCCUUGUUUCGGAUUAAUAGCAUUAAGCCUAUAGGAGGUAAGGCUAACUCAGAGAGUCGAUUUCCAUUUCAGAAGAGAAGGCGUCACUCAGUUUCCUGACUAUGUAUAGUGUAAAAUAAGCAGGAGUGUAUAGUAUAUCUAGUGUGGUUGUGUCUACUGUCAGAUUGAUAGUUUUUGAGUGUUGAUUCUGAGUUGCUGAGUUCAGUGAGAUCACUCCAUUGACUUCUCCAUGGAGCUUUGAAGGCAGGCACUCAAUCAAUAUUGUAUUCAAAAGGUAUGUCCGAGCGUGUGAGAAUUUUUAGAAUAUUGAAAUAGAAUCUUGAAGAAAAUCUUUUGUAACAUCAAAUUUUUUCAAGGUAUUAGUUUCACUAGCAACUCUUCGUAU
Messenger RNA from Quercus lobata, 3327 nucleotides. Its product is annotated as Phototropic-responsive NPH3 family protein. Lineage: Eukaryota; Viridiplantae; Streptophyta; Magnoliopsida; Fagales; Fagaceae. The transcript has 4 exons. The record is from RefSeq and is a predicted model, not a curated record. Gene Ontology annotation, molecular function: protein binding. Bases 1203 to 3041 code for a protein of 612 amino acids.